This is a messenger RNA of Theobroma cacao (cacao), 1761 nucleotides long. It is a transcript of the gene PUB26, whose product is annotated as plant U-box 26. Gene Ontology annotation, molecular function: ubiquitin protein ligase activity. The record is from RefSeq and is a predicted model, not a curated record. Gene Ontology annotation, biological process: protein ubiquitination. NCBI's taxonomy places the organism in Eukaryota, Viridiplantae, Streptophyta, Magnoliopsida, Malvales, Malvaceae.
CCAACGCAUUAUUGAUGAUGCUCAAUCAAAUCUCAAAAACAGUAAAUAAACAAUCAGUCACAUUACACACCAGUUGUUGAUGUAAACAGAAGUUAGAUUUUAGGCUGGAAAGAGUGGGGCCCAACCAAGUCGCACAUUUCCUUUGACCAAACCUUUCCCACCCCGUGUUAUCUCAAUUCAACUCUUGGGUUAGGUUCCGGACUUUUAAAUGCCACACGUGUGGCCCUUAGUCAGAUAAGAGCAGACCCCCCCCUCCCCCCAAGCCCGAGCUCCUUCCCAGUCCCACCACGUCCUUAUAGCUGUUGGGUACUUGUCGCACUGUUCCGAAUUUUGCAUAUAAGUCCUGAAGCCAAAACCAGACACCAUACAAAAUUCCACAGAGAAUUUUCAGAGUCCUUACCGCCCAACCCCCUCAACUGAUCUACUGUUUUUUUUUAACCUUUUUUCGCUGGAGAUGCCUGGAAGUAGAGAGCCAUUAGAUUUGGUUGGCGUACAAGUUCCUUAUCAUUUCAGGUGUCCAAUCUCACUUGAGCUCAUGCGUGACCCUGUAACGGUCAGCACCGGCCAAACCUAUGACCGAACCAGCAUCGAGUCAUGGGUCGCAACCGGUAACACCACUUGUCCUGUCACUCGAGCCCCACUCUCUGACUUCACUUUCAUCCCGAACCAUACCCUUCGCCGCCUUAUUCAAGAUUGGUGCGUCGCUAACCAAGCCUUUGGUAUCGAGCGAAUUCCUACACCUAAACAACCUGCCGAGCCUACCGUAGUUCGGUCUUUACUGAAUCAAGCUUCCUCCGUUUCAAAUCCGUUUCAAUCUCGUCUUUCUGCUCUGCGUCGGCUCAAGGGACUCGCCCGUGACUCCGACAAAAACCGUUCAGUGAUUUCCUCCCAUAACGCACGUGAAAUACUCAUAAACAUCGUAUUUUCAGACACGGGGUCUGGUUCGUCAGAGUUGAAUCAGGAGGCACUGGCGCUUUUGGUAAUGUUUCAACUCACCGAAUCGGAGUGCGCAUCAAUUGCUUCGGAUUCAAACAAAGUAAUCUACUUAUCACAACUCCUGUUCCAUUCCUCAAUUGAAGUCCGAGUCAACUCAGCUUCGCUCAUCGAAAUCGUUGUUGCCGGAACAAGAUCGUCAGAUCUCCGAGCUCAGAUAAGCAAUGUAGAUGAAAUCUUCGAAGGCGUCACCGACUUAUUGAAAAACCUCAACUCUUAUCCACGAGCUCUAAAAAUCAGCAUUCGAGCUUUAUUCGCCUUGUGCUUAGUUAAACAAACCAGGCACAAAGCGGUUCAAGCCGGAGCGGCGGAGACGUUGAUCGACCGGCUAGCCGAUUUGGAUAAGUGCGAUGCGGAACGAGCUUUGGCGACGAUAGAGUUGUUAUGUCGGAUCCCCUCGGGGUGUUCUGCGUUUGCGGCACACGCGCUUACGGUUCCAUUGUUGGUUAAGACAAUAUUAAAGAUUUCGGACAGGGCCACGGAGCACUCGGCUGGUGCGCUCGUGGCGCUGUGUUCGGAGUCGGAACAGAGCCAAAGGGACGCGGUGAGUGCGGGUAUCCUGACGCAGUUGCUGUUGUUGGUUCAAAGUGAUUGUACGGACAGGGCCAAGAGGAAGGCUCAAACGUUGCUGAAGUUGCUUCGGGAUUCGUGGCCUGAAGAUUCUAUUGGGAAUUCGGAUGACUUCGCUUGCAGUGAAGUCGUACCCUUUUGAUUGAUACUUACUAGAUUUUCGAAAAAUCAAAGAGAGAGAGAGAGAGAGAGGAGGUU